GUUUCAGUCAGGUAACGUUGAUCUCUGCAGUGAUGAUUAAAGGACUCUUCAGCGCAGCUCGUCUUGGUUCCAUGAUGCACCGCAGCAGGAACAGCAGCGGGGCCGCGACCAGCCAGCAGCCCGCUGUCCUGGUGGACUCACUCAGGGAGACACAGCAAAGGUUGAAGGAGGAGCGCGAGGCUAAGCGUGCUCAGCUGGAUGGAAGACACGACUACGUUCUCAGUAUCGUGGCGUCAUGUGUGGCCUUGGAAAAAGCCGAAGUGGAAGACACCAUUCUGGAGGGAAACCAGAUUGAGCGCAUGGAGAAGUUCUUCAUGGUUGACGGGCUCCAGAGCCUCAUGUUCUUUUAUCAGGAAGUCGAGCCAGUGGAGAGAGCACCUACAGCAUCAGCAUCAGCCUCAGCAUCAGCGUCAGCACUGGCAGCUCCUAUUGGUCAACAGUCCGGUUGCACCAAAAAAGUGUUUGUGACGGACGGGAACGAUGUGGCACUGACGGGGCUGUGUGUCUUCUUCACCAGAGACGGAACUUCUCAGGCGGUCACCUCAGAGAACAUACACAGAGUUGUCAACUUCAACAUGUUAGACACCAGAGAAGUGGGCCUGUUGAAGAGCGUGGAGCAGCUGCUCUCUGACAUCUUCAUCCCCACGCUGAGGAACAUAAACCACGGCUGGGGGGACGUGGCCAGUCCGCAGGCCCAGGUUGUCAAACAGGAGUUCAUAUCAUCGUUGGAGAACUUUGUCACAGUGUUGUCUGUGACACAGGACUGUCUGAGAGAAAAGGUUACACUGCAGGAGUGUGACUCGUUUGACCUGCAGGUGCUGAAAUCCCCAUCAGACUACAUGGCAGCAGCCACCAGCACAGAGACCACAGAGAGGUUGGAGGGCUGCAUGAAAGUCUGGAUCAAACAGAUCGAACAGGUAAUAGUUGAGAGUGAACAGUUGAGAAAAGAGGACGAUGAUCUCGGCCCUCGAGCCGAGCUGAUCCACUGGAAGAGACACAUGUCCCGCUUCAACCACCUGUUGGACCAGCUGAAGAGACCUGACGUGAAAGCUGUCCAGGGUGUUCUACUCCUGGCCAAAUCUAAACUUAUAAAGUCGUGGCAGGAGAUGUACACCAGAAUAAUUGACGCAGCCAACGAGGGCAAGGACAAUGUGAAAUACCUCUACAGCCUGGAGAAGUACUACGAACCUCUGUACAACAGCGACCCGGUGUCAAUGGUGAGUUCAGUUCCCAGUCUGAUCAACGCCAUCAGGAUGAUGCACAGCUUUUCCAGCUACUUCAACACAUCAGAGAAGAUUACUUCACUCUUUGUCAAGGUGACAAACCAGAUGAUCACAGCGUGCAAGGCCUACAUCACUAACAACGACUGUAAUACGAUAUGGCAACAGCCGCAGCACGUUGUUGUUGACAAAAUCAAAGCAGCGAUUCACCUAAACCAGGAGUACCAGCGAGUCUUCCAUGAAACCAAAAAGAAGCUGGAGCAAACUCCCUCGGAAAGACAGUUCGACUUCAGUGAGAAGUACAUUUUUGGGAAGUUUGACACGUUCCAGCGACGACUCAACAAGAUUCUGGAAAUGUUCAACACGAUUUCCACCUACUCGGUGCUGCAGGAUUCUAACAUUGUUGGACUGGAGACCUUGGCUACAAAAUUCCAAACUGCAGAAAUGCAGGGGAAAUGGGAGGCUAUUGUGCUGGACAUGAAGAACAAACACUACAGUUUUCUGGACCAGAGAAGAACCGACUUCGAUGUCGACUACGAUCACUUCUGCAAAAACACGUCUGAGGUCCAUAAUCAGCUCAAGUGCUUUAUGGACAGCACCUUUGAAUCAAUCCAAAACACGGAAAAGGCUCUAAAAGUGCUGAAGACAUUUGAACGUUUAGGCAUCCCGGACCUCCCCACUUCUGGACAGCAUCCUGGAGUUCUCUCCACACCAGACGCCAAAAGAAUUAUCAGAAACUAUAACAGUGUAGCAAAAGUCCUGGUAGAGUUUGAGAUAUUUCACCAUCAAGGCUGGAUAAGAGGGGUGGAGCGUGCACGUGUGGGCCUGCAGGCCUUCCUGUUGGUCAGAUCUGUGGAGACAGGGGAGCUGGUGGUUAACUUUGACCAGGAGCUUCAGACACAGAUACGAGAGACCAGCUGCAUGACAAAGAUGAAUCUGGAGAUCCCACCAUUCGCUGCUCUGCUACAGCAGAUGCAGCACACCUUCAAGAAGAACUACGGCAAACUACAGUUAAUGUUGAGUGAGAACACCAGAGUGCGGGCGAAGAUUCAGAGCGCUUUUGUGCAGCUUUUCAUGCCGCACGUAGCAAAGGUAGACAAAGCCAUACAACCAGGUUUGACCUCCCUGAACUGGACGUCUCUGAACAUAGAGAAGUACCUCAAUGACAUUGACAAGGCUUUAGUUGACCUGGAGCUGUUGUUGGACAGAGUGAACGACUUGGUGGAGUACAGAAUAGAAUCAGUGCUGCAGGAGAUGAGCAGCUCCACGCUGUGUGUUCUGCCACAGGAUGAACCCGUGAGCUGCGAGGACUUCGUCCGAACCACCAGGGAGCUGUGUGUAAAACAAGCCCAGAAUCUUAACAAUAAGAGUUCACUGGUGGAGGAGGCCGUCAACGAACUGAUCAACAUGCUGCUGGAGUUUGACCACAGUCACAGAGAGGAGGUGGAAAGAGUCGAGGAGGAAACGUCGACUGAGAGCAAGACCGCGGAGCACCAGGAAUAUGAGGGUGACGAUGAGGGUCACUCUGAGGGUCGUCUUGUAUCUAGAAACACCUUACUCCCCCCUGCCAGUGUGGGGCCCUCCUCUCCAUUGGUGAGGAGACGCAAAAAGAGGGAUCUCAUGGAGGUGAUGGAGGAGGAAGCCCAAGAACUGCUCUCCUUCUUCAACCACCGCAACGUGGACGCCUUAUUUAAACUGAUCCGUAACACCUUGGAAUUACUGCGGAAGCGGGUUCAAGGCUCCGCACCCAUGCAUUUCUCAGUUGAGAGCGAGUCACCCACUAGUGCCCAGCACAGCGGUCAGCCCGCAAUUUUCCGAGUGGACGUGAACCUCUCCAUCCCUCAAAUUGCCAUGGUUCCAUCCCUGGAGGAGGUCCAGCAGGCUUUAAAUCAAGCUGUGAAGUGUGUGGUCGGUGUCAGCAGAGGGAUCAGUCAGUGGAGCAAAGAAAGGAUCUCCAAGAGAAAAAUGAAUGAAAGACGUUUGGCCGCUCUGAAACACGAUGGAGCUUCAACGUUCAGGAGCCUGGCUGAGGGCAGCGUCUCAGACAUGUCAGGGUCUGUGACUCAGGAAAUUCCAUUUCAGUCGAGAAACCACUUCAAGACCAUUUCUGAGAACAAGGAGAUAGUGAAACUGAUGUCAGUCCUGAGUGUCUCCAUCAGUUCCACCAAGAAGGAAGUGACUGCUGCGCUCAACCGUUUUAACCGUUACCAUCACAUCUGGAUGAAGGACCGUGAAGACACCAUGCAGGAAUUUAUCCAGGGAAAUCCCUUACUGUCAGAAUUUGAGAGUCAGAUUCUUUUCUAUCGAGAUCUGGAGCUAGAGAUAAACUCAGAGCCAGAGUUUUUCAGGGUGGGAGCGUUGGCUUUCUUCACGGCGGACCUAAAGCUGUCCCUCACCUGCGAGACCAAGAACUGGAUGGUAGACUACGGACUGUACUGCAACAAGAAAUAUCGCUCAGACAUGGAGCAGAUAUUUGCUUUUGUAGAUGAAGCAGGAAAGAAACUGAAUCGACAAAUCAAAGACCUGGAUGAUAUUCGCAUCGCCAUGGCAGCACUAAAGGAGAUCAGAGAAAAGCACAUCUCUAUUGAUUUUCAAGUUGCUCCCAUAGAGGAGUCUUACGCCAUGCUUCAUAAAUUUGAAUUGUCAGUCGUGAAAGAGGAGGCAGACAAGGUGGAUACCCUGCGGUACACCUGGGAGAAGCUACUGUCGCGCAGCACAGAGGUGCAGAAUCAUCUGGUGGCCCUGCAGCCAAACUUCAGACACGAGCUGCUCACUAAUGUGGAGGUUUUCAUGGAGGACUGUCAACAUUUCUACCAGGAUUAUGAAAAGGAGGGACCCAUGGUGGUGGGACUAUCUCCUCAGGAUGCUAGUGACAGACUCAUCAUGUUCCAGAAUCAAUUUGACAACCUGUUCAGGAAGUACAUCACCUACACUGGUGGUGAGGAGCUAUUUGGACUUCCAGUUACCCAGCAUCCUCAGCUACUGGAGAUAAGGAAGCAGCUGACGCUACUCCAGAAGCUUUAUGGCCUUUACAGCAACGUCAUCGAAACUGUUAGCGGCUACUAUGACAUUCUGUGGGCUGACAUUAACAUUGACAAGAUCAACAAUGAACUGAUGGACUUUCAAACACGGUGUCGAAAGCUGCCCCAAGCUCUGAAGGACUGGCAGGCGUUUUUGGACCUGAAGAAAACAAUUGAUGAAUUCAGUGAGUGCUGCCCCCUGCUGGAACUUAUGAGCAACAAGGCAAUGAUGACACGCCACUGGAGGAGAAUAAGCGAGGUGACUGGACAUAGCUUUGAGGUGGAAACUGAAACAUUCAAGCUGCGGAACAUCAUGGACGCUCCUCUGCUCGAGUAUAAGGAGGAGAUAGAGGACAUCUGUAUCAGUGCUUUGAAAGAGCGGGACAUUGAGCAAAAGCUGAAACAGGUGAUAGCUGAGUGGGACUACAAGACCUUUACAUUUGCCAGCUUCAAGACUCGAGGUGAGCUCCUCCUCAGAGGAGACAGUACAUCAGAGAUCAUCACCAGCAUGGAGGACAGUCUGAUGAUUCUGGGGUCACUCAUGAGCAACAGGUACAACACUCCAUUUAAAUCCCAGAUUCAGAAGUGGGUCCAGAACCUCUCCAACACCACUGAUGUCAUCGAAAGCUGGAUGACAGUUCAGAACCUUUGGAUCUACCUGGAGGCAGUGUUUGUGGGAGGGGACAUUGCCAAACAGAUGCCCAAGGAAGCAAAGCGUUUCUACAACAUCGAUAAGUCAUGGGUGAAGAUAAUGAUGCGGGCACACGAGAUGCCCAACGUUGUCCAGUCAUGUGUGGGAGAUGAGACGAUGGGACUCCUGCUUCCUCGUCUCCUUGAACAGCUGGAGAUGUGCCAGAAGUCCCUCACAGGCUACUUGGAAAAGAAGCGUCUACAGUUUCCACGUUUCUUCUUUGUUUCUGACCCCGCUCUGCUGGAGAUCCUGGGCCAGGCCUCUGACUCUCACACCAUCCAGGCCCACCUUCUCAACAUCUUUGAUAACAUCAAAAGUGUCAAAUUCCAUGACAAAGUAUACGACCGUAUUUUGGCCGUCUCAUCUCGGGAGGGAGAGACUAUAGAAUUGGAGCAUCCCAUCACAGCAGAGGGGAAUGUAGAAGUCUGGCUCGAUGCUCUGCUGAAGGAAUCCCAGAGAUCUUUGCACUCUGUGAUACGACAGGCAGCCUUGACCAUCCAGGAGUCAGGCUUCCAGCUUAUCGACUUUCUGAACUCCUUUCCAGCUCAGGUUAGUCACAUGUUCAAAAAAAGAUCUAACAAAGGGCUAGUUCUCUGCUCUCAUGUUUAUCAAAUGUCCUCUAUCCAGGCUUUGACCAACGCCAGAUACGAUCGUCGCAUUAUGGCCAAAACCAACCAGUUCUUCCUGGACCUGCUCAACACACUAAUUGACAUGACCACGAGAGACCUGGGGUCUGUGGAGAGAACCAAGUAUGAGACCCUCAUCACCAUCCACGUCCACCAGAGGGACAUAUUUGAUGAACUGCAUCGUCUGCACCUCAAAAGCCCAAACGAUUUUGAGUGGCUGAAGCAGUGCCGUUUCUACUAUAACGAGGAUUCAGACAAAAUGGUCAUCAACAUCACAGAUGUGGGAUUUGUUUAUCAGAACGAGUUCCUGGGCUGCACUGAAAGGCUUGUGAUCACGCCGUUGACUGACAGGUGCUACAUCACUUUAGCUCAGGCUCUUGGUAUGAGUAUGGGUGGUGCCCCUGCUGGUCCAGCAGGAACAGGCAAGACUGAGACUGUAAAAGAUAUGGGUCGCUGUCUGGGCAAAUAUGUUGUGGUCUUCAACUGUUCAGACCAAAUGGACUUCAGAGGACUGGGAAGAAUAUUCAAAGGUCUUGCUCAGUCCGGAUCGUGGGGUUGUUUUGAUGAGUUCAAUCGCAUCGACCUCCCCGUUCUGUCGGUGGCCGCACAGCAAAUUGCAACGGUUCUUACUUGCAAGAAAGAACGUCGGCAAAACUUUUUCUUCACUGAUGGAGACAGUGUGAACAUGAACCCCGAGUUUGGCAUCUUCCUCACCAUGAACCCUGGUUAUGCAGGUCGACAGGAGCUUCCUGAAAACCUAAAGAUCAAUUUCCGCUCCGUGGCCAUGAUCGUUCCUGACCGCCAAAUCAUUAUUGGAGUCAAGAUGGCAAGCUGUGGAUUUAUAGACUACAUGGAACUGUCUCGCAAGUUCUUCACUCUUUACAAGCUGUGUGAGGAGCAACUCUCCAAACAGGUUCACUAUGACUUUGGACUGAGAAACAUCCUGUCAGUGCUGCGGACUCUAGGAGCAGCCAAGAGAUCCAACCCCAGUGACACGGAGUCCACCAUUGUUAUGAGGGUCCUCAGGGACAUGAAUCUUUCCAAACUGAUUGAUGAAGAUGAACCACUCUUCCUCAGCUUAAUUGAAGACCUCUUUCCAGGAAUCCAACUGAAUAAAGUCGGAUACCCUGAGCUGGAGGCUUACAUCGACAAACAGAUUGAGGAGGCUGGUCUGAUCAUUCACCCUCCCUGGAAAAUGAAGAUAAUCCAGCUUUAUGAGACUCAGAUGGUCCGACACGGCAUCAUGGCCCUGGGACCCAGUGGAUCUGGAAAGACAACGUGUAUACACACUCUAAUGAAAGCUUUGACAGAGUGUGGUCAGCCUCACAGAGAAAUGCGUAUGAACCCCAAAGCCAUUACAGCUCCUCAGAUGUUUGGGCGUUUGGAUGUGGCCACAAAUGACUGGACCGAUGGCAUCUUCUCCACACUCUGGAGAAAAACAUUGAAAGCCAAAAAAGGGGAGCACAUCUGGAUAGUCUUGGAUGGCCCAGUUGAUGCCAUUUGGAUCGAGAACCUAAACUCAGUGUUGGAUGACAACAAAACACUUACACUGGCCAAUGGAGAUCGUAUACCGAUGUCUCCCAACUGUAAGGUGGUUUUUGAGCCACAUAAUAUCGACAACGCGUCUCCGGCCACUGUCUCACGCAACGGCAUGGUAUUCAUGAGCUCCUCUGUGCUCAACUGGAGCCCCAUACUGGAGGGUUGGUUAAAGAAACGUUCUCCUCAUGAGGCCGAAGUGCUGAGGGAGCUCUUUUCCUCCUCUUUCUCGGAACUCUACCAAUUCACUGUGCAGUCCUUGGAGUCCAAGAUGGACGUUCUGGAGGCAUUUGUCAUCAUGCAGUGCAUCAACAUGCUGCAGGGACUCAUACCAGUAAAGGAGCAGUGUGGUGAUUUGUCAAGGGAGCACCUAGAGUGCCUUUACGUCUUUGCUGUGAUGUGGAGCAUCGGAGCCUUACUUGAACAGGAUGACAGAAGAAAACUGGAAACCUGGCUUCGAGGGAACAACAAUAUUCAACUAAAUUUGCCAACUAUUUCAAGUGGCAGCGAGGACAUCAUGUUUGACUACUAUGUAACAUCUGAUGGCCAAUGGGUUCACUGGAACACCCAAGUGGAUGAAUAUGUCUAUCCAUCUGAGAUCACACCAGAGUACAGCUCCAUUUUAGUUCCAAAUGUGGACAACAUUAGAACCGAUUUUCUCAUUCAGACCAUAGCCAAGCAGGGCAAGGCUGUGUUGCUGAUUGGGGAGCAAGGAACGGCCAAAACUGUGAUCAUCAAGAGCUACAUGUCAAAAUACAACCCUGAGAUUCAUGUGGGCAAGAGCGUCAACUUCUCAUCUGCUACAACACCAUUAAUGUUCCAGAAAACCGUGGAAAGCUAUAUGGAUAAGAGGAUGGGAACAACAUAUGGACCUCCAGCUAGAAAGAAAAUGUCGAUUUUUAUAGAUGAUAUCAACAUGCCAGUCAUCAACGAGUGGGGAGACCAGGUGACUAAUGAGAUUGUACGACAGCUAAUGGAGCAGAACGGCUUCUUCAAUCUGGAGAAACCAGGAGAGUUCACCAAUAUUGUGGAUGUUCAGUUUCUGGCAGCUAUGAUCCAUCCAGGCGGAGGGCGUAACGACAUCCCACAGAGGCUGAAAAGACAGUUCUCCAUCUUUAACUGUACUCUGCCUUCCAAUUCUUCCAUAGACAAAAUAUUUGGUGUGAUUGGUGAGGGCCACUUCUGCUCUCACCGUGGUUUUACCGAGGAGGUUCAGAGCAUGGUGUCCCAGCUCGUGGGUCUGACCCGCCGUUUCUGGCAGCUGACCAAAGUCAAGAUGCUUCCAACUCCUGCCAAGUUCCAUUACACCUUCAACCUGAGGGAUCUGUCCAGGAUCUGGCAAGGAAUGCUGAACACUAAUGCAGAGGUUGUCAACUGUGUUUCGGUUUUGUUAGUGUUGUGGAAACACGAGUGCAAACGUGUGAUAGCUGACAGAUUUACCAUGCUGGAGGACGUGGAGUGGUUUGAUCAGUCUUUGGCGAAGCUGGUGGAGGAGGAGUUUGGUGAGGAGUACAUGAACAUGGUGGACAUUGGCGUAGACAGAUACUUUGUCGACUUCCUACGAGAUGCGCCUGAAGCUACAGGGGACGAGCCAGAAGAUACAGACUUUGAUCUGCCAAAGGUUUACGAGCCCAUCGAGACCUUUGAGAGUUUGAAAGGUCGCUUGAAUAUGUUCCUGAGCCAUUACAACGAAAGCAUCAGGGGAACUGGCAUGGACAUGGUCUUCUUUCAGGAUGCCAUGAUACAUCUAGUAAAGGUGUCACGGAUUAUUCGGACACCUGGCGGUAACGCAUUAUUGGUGGGUGUUGGAGGCUCAGGCAAACAGAGUCUGACCAGACUGGCCUCCUUCAUCGCUGGAUACGAGAUCUUUCAGAUCACGCUGACACGCUCCUACAACACAGCUAACCUGAUGGAUGACUUGAAGGGUUUGUACAGAACAGCUGGUCUGCAGGGGAAAGGCGUCAGCUUCAUCUUUACUGACAACGAAAUCAAAGACGAGUCCUUCCUGGAGUACUUGAACAAUGUCCUGUCGUCCGGAGAGGUUUCAAACCUGUUUGCCCGUGAUGAGAUGGAUGACAUCCUCAGCAGUCUCAUCCCUGUAAUGAAGCGAGAGUUUACCAAAAGACCCCCCACCAAUGAAAACCUCUAUGACUACUUCAUGUCACGGGUUCGACAAAACCUGCACGUCGUUCUCUGCUUUUCACCUGUGGGAGAGAAGUUCCACAACCGUGCCUUAAAGUUUCCAGCACUGAUAUCCGGUUGUACCAUGGACUGGUUCAGCCGGUGGCCAAAGGACGCCCUGGUGGCCGUUUCCGAGCACUUCCUGUCAGUCUUUAACAUUGACUGCUCAUCUCAAGUCAAGACCGAGGUCGUCCAGUGCAUGGGAUCCUUCCAUGAUGGUGUGGCAGAGACAUGUGUGGACUACUUCCAAAGAUAUCGUCGCUCCACCCACGUCACACCAAAGUCCUACUUGGCCUUCAUCCAAGGCUACAAGACCAUCUACAAGGAGAAGCGUGCUGAAGUACAAACACUGGCUAACAGGAUGAAAACUGGUCUCCAGAAGCUGAAGGAAGCAUCCGAGUCUGUAGUCGCACUUAGUGCCGAACUGGAAGUCAAAGAGAAGGAGCUGCUGGUGGCCAAUGAAAAGGCUGAUAUGGUGCUGAAGGAGGUGAUAGUAAAAGCCCAGGCAGCAGAGAAAGUGAAGCUGGAAGUUCAGAAAGUCAAGGACAAGGCCCAGGCUCUUGUUGACAGCAUCUCUGCAGACAAGGCCAUCGCCGAGAGGAAACUGGAAGCAGCGCGUCCGGCUCUCGCAGACGCAGAGGCUGCAUUACAGACAAUCAAACCGUCCGACAUCUCCACCGUGCGGAAACUCAGCCGCCCCCCUCACCUCGUCAUGCGGAUCAUGGACUGUGUGCUGCUGCUCCUGCAAAAGAAAAUCAACCCAGUGGAGAUCGACCCAGAGAAGAACUGCAUCAUGCCGUCCUGGCAGGAGUCACAGAAGCUCAUGACCUCUGGGAAUCUCCUGGGCAGUCUGCAGGCUAACCUGGUGGUGCAGGAGGACCGUCUGGCUAAAGCUAACGUGUACCUUCAGAAAGCUCAGGCCGAGCUGGACGUGAAGCAGGCAGAGCUGGACGCAGUGCAGGCCGACUAUGACAAGGUUCUAAUAAAAAAACAGACACUGCAAGAUGACGCCGAGCGCUGCAGACACAAAAUGCAGACAGCGUCCAGUCUCAUCAGUGGUCUCGCCGGAGAGAAGGAGAGAUGGACGAAGCAGAGCAAGGAGUUUGCUGCUCAAACCAAACGUCUCGUUGGCGACGUUCUUCUAGCCACGGCUUUCCUCUCGUACUCCGGUCCAUUUAAUCAACAGUUUAGAAACAACUUACUGAGUGACUGGCAGCAGGAGCUGCAGCAGAGAUGCAUCCCAUUCUGCAAUAAUCUGAAUUUGAUUGAGCUGCUCAUCGAUGCCCCGACUGUCAGCGAGUGGAACCUGCAGGGUCUGCCGAGUGAUGACCUGUCCAUUCAAAAUGGCAUCAUUGUGACCAAAGCCACGAGGUUUCCUCUCCUCAUUGACCCACAGAUGCAGGGAAAAAUCUGGAUCAAGAACAAGGAAGCCAGGAAUCAGCUGCAGAUCACUUCAAUGAACCACAGGUACUUCAGGAACCACUUGGAGGACAGCUUGUCUCUUGGACGUCCACUCUUGAUUGAAGACAUAGGGGAGGAACUGGACCCGGCCCUUGACAACAUCCUUGAAAAAAACUUCAUUAAAACGGGAUCAACUUACAAGGUGAAAGUGGGCGACAAGGAAGUGGACGUGAUGAAGGGUUUCAGGCUCUAUGUGACCACCAAGCUGCCCAACCCAGCUUACACCCCCGAAAUCAGCGCUCGAACCUCCAUCAUCGACUUCACCGUCACCAUGAGAGGACUGGAGGACCAGCUGCUGGGCCGAGUCAUCCUCACUGAAAAACAGGAACUGGAGAAAAAAAGGACGGACCUCAUGGAGGACGUGAUUCUCAACAAGAGGAAGAUGAAAGAGUUGGAAGACAGCCUUUUCUACCGCCUGACCAGCACACAGGGUUCGUUGGUGGAUGAUGAAAGUCUGAUUCUUGUCCUAAGCAACACCAAAAACACAGCUGAAGAGGUCACGCAGAAACUACAGAUCGCUGCAGAGACAGAAAUCCAGAUAAAUGCUGCCAGAGAGGAGUACAGACCUGUGGCCACCAGGGGCAGCAUCUUGUACUUUUUGAUCACUGAGAUGAGCAUGGUGAACGUCAUGUACCAGACCUCUCUCAGACAGUUUCUGGGACUUUUCGACCUGUCUCUGAUCACUCAGAAUGAGAAGCAGUGGAAAUCAUGGUUUGACAAGGAGGCGCCAGAGGAGGAGGUGUUACCCAACUCCUACGAGCAAGACCUCGAUGCUUUCAGACGCCUGCUCCUCAUCCGCUGCUGGUGUCCAGACCGGACCAUCGCACAGGCUCGUAAAUACGUGAUGAGUUCAAUGGGUGAGAAAUACACCGAAGGCUUGAUUCUAGACUUGGACAAAACGUGGGAAGAGUCGGACCCCAGGACGCCUCUCAUCUGCUUCCUGUCAAUGGGCUCCGAUCCAACAAACUCCAUCAUUGCACUGGGAAGGAAGUUAAAGGUUGAGACACAGUAUGUCUCCAUGGGUCAGGGUCAGGAGGUCCACGCCCGCAAGCUUCUGCAGCAGACGAUGGCAAAUGGCGGCUGGGCCUUACUGCAGAACUGCCAUCUGGGUUUGGACUUUAUGGAUGAGCUGAUGGACACCGUGACAGAGACGGAGUUCGUACACACUAACUUCCGUCUCUGGAUGACCACAGAGGUCCACAGACACUUCCCUAUAACUCUCCUGCAGAUGUCCAUCAAGUUCACCAGUGAACCGCCUCAGGGCCUGAGGGCGGGGCUCAAACGGACUUAUGGAGGCAUUAACCAGGACCUGUUGGACGUCAGUAACAUGGUGCAGUGGAAGCCCAUGCUCUACGCGGUGGCGUUUCUCCACAGCAUCGUCCAGGAGAGAAGAAAGUACGGAUCCUUGGGUUGGAACAUCCCUUACGAGUUCAACCAGGCCGACUUCAACGCCAGCGUCCAGUUCGUUCAGAACCACCUGGACGACGUGGACAUCAAAAAGGGGGUUUCCUGGAACACCGUGCAGUACAUGAUCGGAGAGAUUCAGUAUGGUGGUCGCGUGACUGACGACUUUGACAAGCGUCUCCUCAACACAUUUGCCAAAGUGUGGUUCAAUGAGAACAUGUUCAGUCCCGCCUUCAGCUUCUACAGCGGCUACAGCGUCCCCAAAUGCUCUAGCGUCGAUGAGUAUCUGACGUAUGUCAAGGGUCUUCCAGCCUAUGAUACUCCAGAAGUAUUUGGUCUUCACCCCAACGCAGACAUAACGUACCAGAGCAAACUGGCCAAAGACGUCCUGGACACCAUCCUCAGUAUUCAGCCUAAAGACAGUGCUUCUGGUGCCGGGGAAACCAGAGAGGCUGUGGUGUCCCGGCUGGCUGACGACAUGCUGGACAAACUGCCCGCUGACUAUGUACCUUUUGAAGUUAAAGAACGUCUCCAGAAGAUGGACGCCUUCCAGCCCAUGAACAUCUUCCUGCGUCAGGAGAUCGAUCGGAUGCAGAGAGUCAUAGUUCUGGUUCGAAACACCCUGACGGACCUGAAGCUGGCGAUCGACGGAACCAUCAUCAUGAGUGAGAACCUCCGAGAUGCUCUGGACUGCAUGUAUGACGCACGCAUCCCUGCGCGCUGGAAGAAGGCCUCGUGGGCCUCCAGCACUCUGGGCUUCUGGUUCACAGAGCUGCUGGAGCGAAACCGGCAGUUCCAGACGUGGAUCUUUGAAGGACGGCCCAACUGUUUCUGGAUGACUGGGUUCUUUAACCCACAAGGUUUCCUCACAGCCAUGAAACAGGAGAUCACAAGGACAAACAAGGGCUGGGCUCUGGACCGUAUGGUUCUGUGCAAUGAGGUGACUAAAUGGAUGAAGGAUGACGUCACCCACCCCCCCACAGAGGGAGUGUACGUCUACGGCCUGUACCUGGAGGGAGCGGGCUGGGACCGACGUGGUUGCAAACUGGUGGACUCUAAGCCCAAAGUUCUGUUCGAGGUGAUGCCUGUGAUCAGGAUGUAUGCUGAGAAUAAUGGAGUGAAGGAUCCUCGUCUCUACUCCUGUCCGAUCUACAAGAAACCGUCCAGGACAGACGUCAACUACAUCGCAGCGGUGGAUCUGAAAACUGCGCGCCCUGCUGAUUACUGGAUCCUCCGGGGUGUGGCUCUGCUCUGUGACAUCAAGUGACCAUGUCAUAAUAACACCCGGCUGACUGUCACCAGGACCACAUUAUACACGUAAACAAGAAACACUCCCAAACACUCUCACGGCCUUAGAAAGUCCCUGCAUUCACGACCAAAAUAAGGAAUUUUAAAUAUUUUCUCUCAGUGACUCACAUGAAAAGGUUUUGGAAGAACAUACACUGAAAAAAACUAAACUCAAAUGGAAUUCUAAUAGUAAGGGUGUGCCAAAAUAUCGAUACUAUGAUACAUCGCAAUAUUUCGUCUUGGCGGUACGUUAUCGAUAUACUGGCGACAAAUAUCCAAACAAUAAACAUACACUCGUUCUAAAUAGAUUCGCUCACAAAAACCUGCUGCGUUUUUUCAAACGUCCACAUGAUGGCGCCAGAGACCAUGGCGCUAGAGGGCGCGAGCGCAGAAACGUCUGGAUUUACAUAUGCAGGGACCCCAUUUGUACUGCGGUACUACGGUUAUGAUUGUUUGGAGUUUGUGGCAGACAGAUAUUUUCUCCCGGGGCGGGGGUGUUCUCUAAAUUCUGAAUGUCUUCAGUGACGAUGUAUCAUGGACAAAAUGUAUCGCAAUAUAUUGAUCACUGCAGAAUUUAUGUAUUGUGAUAUUAUCGCAAUCAUAGCCCAAAUAUCGUAAUGGUAUUGUAUCCAAAGGUACCUAGCGAUACCCAGCCCUACAUAUUAGUAUCUUAUUGUUAUAUAUAAAUGAAUACCAAUUUGUAAUGUAGGGCUAGGACUGUACAGCUGAUGUUUUGUGUUCUCGUCACGCUUGCUGUUAGGACUAAAUAUAAUUGAUGUUUUUUCUCCGUCCCAAAAUUAAACCACUAAAAACAGAAUAAAACUAAAAGCACAUCACAUCACGAAAAAGAAAACCCAUUCAGAUUUGUUUUUUAAUUCAGAGGCAAAUUGUAGAGAAAAGUGUGUUGGUAUAACAUAUUUGGUCUAAACAUUUAAAUCAGAGUUGCCAAAUACAGUCUCAUAGGUGAAAGUACAAUUAGCGCACAUUCUAAAGUUUUAUUCAGAGAAAGAAGAACCUGUUAGGCAUCCAUAAUUGCCACCAAAGUCA
Cynoglossus semilaevis (tongue sole) is the source of this 14473-nucleotide messenger RNA. It is a transcript of the gene dnah5, whose product is annotated as dynein, axonemal, heavy chain 5. Gene Ontology annotation, biological process: microtubule-based movement. The record is from RefSeq and is a predicted model, not a curated record. NCBI's taxonomy places the organism in Eukaryota, Metazoa, Chordata, Actinopteri, Pleuronectiformes, Cynoglossidae. Gene Ontology annotation, cellular component: axonemal dynein complex. Gene Ontology annotation, molecular function: ATP hydrolysis activity; dynein light intermediate chain binding; ATP binding. The coding region runs from base 33 to 13406 and encodes 4457 amino acids. The transcript is spliced from 84 exons.